Arctia plantaginis is the source of this 1683-nucleotide messenger RNA. Lineage: Eukaryota; Metazoa; Arthropoda; Insecta; Lepidoptera; Erebidae. The record is from the annotation of a GenBank genome assembly.
AUGAAGUAUUUGUUUUUUUUUAUUUUGUGCGUAAUAAGUGCGAAUGGAAGACUCACUAUACGUAAUAAAGAUAAAGUUAGUAAUUUAAUAUUAGAUAUAAAGCCAGUUUCAACAGUGAAAACUAUUGUCAAUGAUUUGAUUGAGAAAACUAACGCUAGUGACAAUUUAAUCACUUUGGACUUGAAUAAAGAAAAUGUUUCAAAUUCUUCAGAGAGCAAGCAACCAAAUUGCACCACAGAAAAAGAUGUAUUUAAUAAUUUAUUAAAUCCAAACUACAAUUUCACUUAUGUUAUGGAUAAUUUAUGUAAACUGAAUGCAACAAACGAUGAAAGUAAAAUUGACAAUGGUACAGCGUUAAUGCUAUCAAAGUAUUUAAAAGAAGGAAGAACGAAAGAGGCUCGAACGGCGUGUAAAGUUGAUUCAGAGGUUUUUCUGGGCAUCAAGAGUUACUCUGGUUUCUUUACUGUGAACGAGACAUAUAACUCGAAUAUAUUCUUUUGGUACUUCCCCGUACUAAAUAAACCAGUGAGUGAGAGUCCAUUAAUUAUCUGGCUGCAAGGAGGACCCGGAGCAUCAAGUAUGACUGGACUUUUUGAUGAAAUCGGACCUUUUACUGUACUUAACAGCACAUUGAGACGGAAUCCAUACACAUGGCUGCAGAACCACUCCCUCAUAUUCAUUGACAAUCCCGUUGGGACAGGGUACAGCUUUACGGACCAUGAAGAUGGAUACAUUACAGAUAUGACCGGGUAUACUGACCAUCUAUACAGUACAUUAAAACAGUUCUUCCAAGUAUUCCCUGAGCUGAAAACAGUGCCGCUAUUUGUGGCUGGAGAAUCAUACGCCGGAAAAUAUGUACCGGCCUUGGCCAUGGAGAUACAUAAAAGAAACCAGAACCCAGAAAACCCUAGUAUUAAUCUUCAGGGCAUGAUAAUUGGAAACGCGUACGUAGAUCCAGAUAUGAUAGCACAUUUGGUAUGGCCGUUCUACUACUUUGGUCUCUUGGAGAAAGAACAGAUUAAGAUAGUGCAGCCGUUGGUGGACUCAUUCCACGAGGAUAUCAAAGCUAACAGGAGUGUAGAAGCUAAACAAAAAUGGAACAGUUUAAUAACAAUCUUACUGUUCUUGACACAUCAACGACACGCCUACAAUUUCCUCCGCGAUGACCUCUCUGUGGGUAAAUACAUUAGUUUCCUGAGAUCGUCCAAGGUCAAGAAAGCAAUUCACGUGGGCGAAAUCAAGUUUGGCUUCGUGAAUAUCACCGUGAACUCAAAACUAGCACCGGACUUUUUGAGUACAACAAAACCGUUGUUUGAACAAUUGUUAGAGAAUUACAGAGUGCUUGCAUACUGUGGACAGUUGGACCAGAUGCUACCAUGUGUCUACACGUCAGAGAACUAUCGUACAUGGAAGUGGAACGGGACUGAAGAGUUCAUAAAAGCUUCUAGGCUACCAUAUAUUUAUAACAAUGUAUUAGCUGGGUAUCACAAAAGCGGAGGUCACUUUACAGAAGUUGUCUUUCGAGGAGCUGGCCACAUGGUGCCACUAGACAAGCCCGCUCCUGUACAGAACCUCGUGGCCAGGUGGACGCAUGACAAGUCACUAAGCGUCCGCUACGGGCUUCUCGAAGGCUCCUUCGUUCAGGAGUUUGUUAAGAACAACUCGAUGACUGUCUACCUUUAA